AUGAGAGAAUUUGGAACAACUAGAGACUGCGAACUCUGUGCUGGGGACGAUUAUUUGGAGCAAGGCGGGCAAUGUGCAAUUGUAGUCCUCCGGGUGAGUGCGCUAGUAGUGAUCCUCAGUGUUGUUUCGAUGGCGCUGGUAUCAACUGCUAGAUACGUUUAG
Sclerotinia sclerotiorum 1980 UF-70 is the source of this 162-nucleotide messenger RNA. RefSeq lists its product with no specific name. The transcript has 2 exons. Bases 1 to 162 code for a protein of 53 amino acids. Lineage: Eukaryota; Fungi; Ascomycota; Leotiomycetes; Helotiales; Sclerotiniaceae. The record is from RefSeq and is a predicted model, not a curated record.